AAGUGACUGAGGUAUCUAGCUCUCUUUUGUUUUGAUCUGGAGUCAAGUCUGGUGUGGCGAAAAAGGCCGCGUGCCAAGGCCCAGCCCUAUUAUUAUUUAUUACCCAUGCCAAGUUCACCACAACUGAUAGGCACCACUCAGGGUCUCUUUACUCUCUAGUCACUCUUUAGCCCUCCGCCGUUAGAUUGCAUAUCUGUUGUCCGCUCAUCCACUCCGGCCUAACAUCCUCCUCAACUACCUAUUAAACUACCCCUGCGCUCCUCUGGGUUGCUCCAUCUCGUUCUGACACCCUCUUCUUUGUUCUCCGCUGUUCCCCAUGCGUCACGAUUACAUUCACUCGAUUGUCUCCUCCCGCGCGGGCUGAGUCUCGAGAGUGCUGCUAUGCCUACACCCGUCUACCACUUCUGACCUGGUCUCUCGCAUUGUUCGUUGCCCAUUUAACCAGCCUCCUCUUAUCCGCGUCAUCCGUCCCUUCCACGUUACACAACAUGGGGCGGGAACCGACCCCCUGGCGGCGUCCUUACCUGGCGAUGCCGUCGCGCAAAGUCACCAACAUUCUCGCCUUGAUUCUAUUCCUCGUCGUAGCCACCUCCGUCUUCAAAAUCGAGCUAGGUCCAUCUUCAUUUGACCCCUCCUCACUGUAUCACCACCACUCGAACAACAAUGAACCCGGCUUUUGGGACUGGGAGACGACCAGCCGCUUCCCUCGCGUCCAGAACUCCAUGCUGGAUGACGACCAACUCUGCGACUCGUUCCCCUCCUAUCUGCUGUCCCGCAUCCAGAUUGUUCUGAAAAUCGGCGCCUCGGAGCCGGCAGAUCGCAUCGACGCGCAAAUAUCUAGCGUGACCCGCUGCAUCCCAAACCUCAUCAUCGUGUCCGAUCGCGAGUCACAAAUCAAAGGCCAUCACGUCCACGACAUACUGGCGACCCUUCCCGAGUCCUUCCGCGCCAAUACCUCCGACUUUGACGCCUACGAUGCGCUUCAGCGAGGCGAUGACCGAUUCGUGGCGGGGCCGCAGGGAUGGCGCCUCGAUCGCUUCAAGUUUCUGCCCAUGGUCGAGCGCGCCCACGAAAUCAAUCCGACGGCGGACUGGUUCGUCUUUCUAGAAUCUGACACCUACAUGGUCUGGGAUAAUAUGUUCCGGUUGCUGGAUCAGUUGGACCCGCAUGUUCCGUUAUACCUGGGCUCUCCAUCUCCCGGACGGCGACUAAAUGAGGAGAAGGUCUCUUACUUCGCCUACGGUGGCUCCGGAUUUGUCAUUUCGAGCGCCGCCAUGAAGAAGCUGGUGUUCCGGGAGGUUGGGCUACAUGGGGAAUACAUUCAACCGCCACUGAGCCAGCAGUACGAGGAGCUCGUCAAAGCAGACUGCUGCGGCGACUCGAUCCUCGGCUGGGCAUUGCACGAGAAAGGUGUGAAGCUGUCGGGCUACUGGCCCAUGUUCAAUCCUCAUCCACUCCACGGAAUCCCGUUCGAUGAUGCACACUGGUGCCAGCCAGUGAUUAGUAUGCACAAGACAUUGUUGUCGGACAUGACUGGUUUGAUGCGAUGGGAGAAUCAACGUGAUCGAACUCGUCCUCUGCUGUACGCCGACUUGCUCGAGUAUCUAAAGCUGGGGAGCGUAGAUUACAUGCCUGACUGGGACAACGGCGACUGGGGCGGCUGGCAGGAGCCCCCCGAGUCGCCGGCACAUGGCUCCUUCGAGGCCUGCGAGACCGGGUGCCAUGAUCAUCCCGAGUGUCUCAGUUUCACCUAUGACUCCUCCGGACACUGCGUCUUUGUUCGGACCAUGCGGUUGGGCGCGAAGAAGACCUUGGGCGAUUCGAGCGUGCGGCUGUCAUCGGGAUGGGACCUGGACAAGAUCCAGCGCUGGCGGGCAUCUCACCGGUGCGAGAAGGCGCAGUGGGUGAAGCCCAGCACGAAGCGCAUCUUUUAGAGCGAGUGAUGGAGGGAUUUGCUGGGGGUGUCGGACCGGCGAAAGGUCCAUGUUUUUUUUUGACGAAUGUACAUAUGAUAGAUGCCCUGGAUCAUGCCAUAUUAAUUAUAAUAGAUAAUUCAUUGCUGGCCUC
This is a messenger RNA of Aspergillus sclerotioniger CBS 115572, 2067 nucleotides long. RefSeq lists its product as uncharacterized. Gene Ontology annotation, cellular component: membrane. The record is from RefSeq and is a predicted model, not a curated record. NCBI's taxonomy places the organism in Eukaryota, Fungi, Ascomycota, Eurotiomycetes, Eurotiales, Aspergillaceae. Gene Ontology annotation, molecular function: glycosyltransferase activity. The transcript has 2 exons. Bases 489 to 1934 code for a protein of 481 amino acids.